Messenger RNA from Ceratotherium simum simum (southern white rhinoceros), 3580 nucleotides. RefSeq names its product catsper channel auxiliary subunit gamma (gene CATSPERG). The record is from RefSeq and is a predicted model, not a curated record. NCBI's taxonomy places the organism in Eukaryota, Metazoa, Chordata, Mammalia, Perissodactyla, Rhinocerotidae. Gene Ontology annotation, cellular component: sperm principal piece; motile cilium; CatSper complex.
AUCUCAGAAGACCGCACGCCCGCGCAGUCUUGCCGGCGGCUGUUGACCCCGGCAUUCUCCAGGUUGGAGCGACGUUGCGCGCUGCCCCGCGAUGUCCCUUCCUGGGCCUGCGUGGCCGAGACUCCGAGUCCUGCGGGCGCUGUGGGCACUGCUGGCGGUGCCGUGGGCACCGUGGAGGCUGUGGGCGAUCGAGGAUAUCCAGGAGUGCACCUGGCAGGUUGUCCUGAACCAGUUCGCGACGGUAGGCAAGAACCGCGAGAGCGACCGCUUCUUCGACCAAGAGCCCCUGGACACAGUGGGCAGCGUGUUCAGCCUGCUGGUGGACGCGCCCAUCGACCCGGACGAGAAGUACCUGGGCUUCCCUUACUACCUGAAGAUAAACUACUCCUGCAAGGGAGAGUCCUCCGAGGCCCUGGUCCGCAAGGGCCACCUGACGGGGCUGAAGCCCGUGGUACUGGUCACCUUCCAGUCCCCAGUCAACUUCCGUCACUGGAAGAUAGAGCAGCUGCAGAUCCAGAUGGAGGCGGCCCCCUUCCGCAGCACAGAGCCGUGCAGCGCAGAGGUGUGUGUCAUGAGCUGGUACACGCCCAUGCCCAUCAAGAACGGCAGCGUGGUCAUGCACGUGGACGUCAGCAGCAAUGGCCUGGGGCCCUUCAUUCCCGAUAAAAGGUUUCAGGUGAACAUCAACGGCUUCCUGCAGAGGCAGCGAGGCAACGUACCCCAGUUCACCAUGGGGAAUGAGCUCUUGGAUCUCGUCCCCCGGUACUUCGUGAACGCCCCGUCGAGGCCCCUGUGGUACACCGUGGACCAGGCGCCUGUGCUCAUCCUGGGCGGCAUUCCGGGGGAGAAGUCCAUCCUGCUGAGUGACACCAGCUUCAAGGACUUCUUUCUCGUGGAGUUGAGCAUUGACAGUUGCUGGGUAGGCUCCUUCUACUGCCCCCAGGCCGGCUUCACUGCCACCAUCUACGACGCCAUCGCCACCGAGAGCACCCUCUUCAUCCGGCAGAACCAGCUUGUCUACUAUUUCACGGGCACCUAUGUCACACUCCACGAGAGCAACCAUGGCAGUGGGAGCUGGGUUCGUGUCCUGGCCACUGAGUGCAUCAAGAAACUGUGCCCUGUGCAUUUCCAUAGCAACGGCUCCGAGUACAUCAUGGCCCUCACCACUGGCAAGCAUGAAGGUUAUGUCCACUUUGGGACCAUCACAGAUGGCCGCGUGUCCUUCGAGAUGCUGCCCAGGCAGCAGUCCGUGUGCGAAGGGAUACAAGUUGUCAACUGCUCCAUAACCUGGGCCACAUACACUGCGGACGACUCCAGUCUGCUGCUGCUGGUGGAGAUCGAAGAGCCUGCCAUCCGGAAGUAUUUCCAGGUGGUCCGCUACGACCUGGUCAGUGAUUACCUGGCCAUCCUCUACACCAUCCCGGAAUUCAUCCCUGAUGCUGGAGGCCUGGAGUUCCUGAUGAUCCUAGGGACGGAGUCUUACACCAACUUCCCGAUGGUCCCCAAGGGCAUGGUCUACAACCCAUAUAACAAGCUGCUGUUCAUCUGGGGCAACUUCCUCCUGCAGAGCUAUGACAAAGAAAACUUCAUCUACUUGGCGGACUUCCCCAAGGAGCUGUCCAUCAAGUACCUGGUCAGCUCGUUCCGUGGCGAUGUGGCUGUUGUCACAGAAACCGAGGAGAUCUGGUACCUCCUGGACGGCGGCUACCGGGUGUACAAGCUGUUCCCGUCCGAGGGCUGGCAGGUGCACGUCAGCCUACAGGCGAUGCACCAGUCCUCUCUCCACGCCCCCAAUGAGACCAUGGUCACCCUCUUCUACGAGGACAACAAACUGUACCAGCUGGUGUACCUUAUCAACAACCAGCAGGGCCAGCUCGUCAAGAGGCUUGUGCCUGUGGAGCAGCUUCUAAUGUACCAGCAACUCAGCAAACGCUACCUCGUGCAGCGGCAGGGGAGCCACCCGACGCUGUCCUUCACCAACCUCUGCCCCUUCACGGUGAUGCGCCUGCGGGACCUGCCCAACCCGCAGAUCUACACGCGCCAGGAGCGCUACCGCGCGCGGCCCCCGCGCGUCCUGGAGCCCUCGGGCUUCCACAGCGAGAACUCGCUCGCCGUCUACCAGGGCCUCGUCUACUACCUGCUCUGGCUGCACUCCAAGUACGACAAGCCAUACGCGGACCCGGUGCACGACCCCACCUGGCGCUGGUGGAAGAACAAUAAACAGGACCAGGAUUACUUCUCCUACCUGGCGAGCAGCUGGCAGAGCGCGGGUCACGUGCACAUUGACAUGGACAGCUACGAAAAGAUCUACGACCUCCAGGCCGAGCACGAGCUGCCCGAGCGCAUCUUCCUGGACAAGGGCACCAGCUACCGCUUCUCCGUCUUCCUCACCGCCCGGGGGCACUCGUUCAAGUCGGAGCCCGAGCAGGGCUUCUUGUUCAAGCUGCAGAGCCAGCUGGGCCUGGGCGUGGUGCUGGCCAACCCGGACUGCAUCGAGGCCGUGGUGAAGCAGAAGGUCCUUGUUAAUCGCAACUCGGUGCUUUUCUGGGUCACGCUCAGUGAUAAAAGGGUUUGCUUUGAGCAGGGCAUUAGCGGACAUCACCUCCUGACGACCUCCAUGCUGCUCAAGGUGGUGGGCUCGGCCGGGCACUGCUUCCAGAACACACACCAGGGGCCGCGCAUGCAAGGCAACCUGCUGGUGCCAGUGCUCAUCGGCUGCCCCCCCGGCAAGCGGCUGGCCUUCGACAUCACCUACACGCUGCAGUACAACCGCCUGCAGAACAAACACUACUUCGACUGCGUGCACGUCGACCCGGAGAUGCCCUGCUUCCUCUUCCGCGACGUCUUCUACCCCUUCUUCCUGAUCCAAGAUUUGGUGACGGGAGAGUCGGGCAGUUUUCAGGGCAGCUACGUGCUGAAGGUGGUGGGCGGCGGGCCCACCCUGGACAGCAUCAAGGAAUACAGCGAGGAGGACAUCUACCGCUUCAACAGCCCCCUGGACAGGACCGACAGCCUCAUCUGGACCACGAAGAACAGGACGACCACCAAGGACUCGGCCUUCAACAUCAUGUCCCACCAGAGCUUGGGCAUCGAGUGGCUGUGUCUGGAGAACUCCCCGUGCCAUGACACCGUUCCCCAUAGCAUCUUCGCCCCCGAGUUCUUCUUCAAGGUGUUGGUGAGCAACAGAGGCGUGGACAAGAGCACGUACUGUGACCACCAGCUGACCUUCCUGCUGCACAUCCACGGACUCCCCCUCAGUGCCAAGCGGGCCCUGUUCAUCCUCAUGGUGUCGGCCAGCCUGUUCGUCGGCCUGGUGCUCCUCUACAUCGCCUUCUGCCUCCUCUUACCGCUGAUGGUGAAGGCCUGCAACGUCCUCCGCUGGAAGAUCAACAACAUCAUCGCCUCGGAGUCCUACUCCACCUACGUCACCUCCUCCAGAGUCUUCAGCAGUCCCUCUCGGACCAAAGCCAGGGCCGGCUCCAGGGUCGGCUCCAGGGUUAGCUCCAGAGCCGUCUCCAGGGUGGCCGAGGAGAACGCGGCCGAGCCUGAGGAGACCUCGAGGAGGAGGUCGCUGGCCUGA